UCAUUCAGCUCCAAGUAUGAGGAUAGCCGGAAAAAGGAUUGAGAUAAAGCUGCUACAUUGAUGGAUUUCUUAUGGCACGAACAUCCUUUUAAAAUUUCUAAAUUGUAUCCACGCGUUAUCAAACGUCUCUUUCGCAAUAGUCAUCAAAUCUAAAAAAAAAACAGUGAAUUAUUUAUUGAAGAAAAUAAAAAUUAGGCAUGUUUGAGUUCGGGCGAUCGGAGGGUUUUCCCUCGCAAUAUUCCGCGCAUCAUACUCCAGUAACAAUAGACGUGACCGAGACCAUACUGGUCGCGAUUUUCGUAAUUAUCUCGAUCGCUUAUAUCAGUAUUAUACCGGGCUAUCGCAAGAAGCAAAGCAUCUAUGUAACUAUAAAAAUCGGCUUCAGCAUCGUAAUUGGAUGCUUGUUAAUAGUACAGAACUUUGGUCAGGAAUGGGAAUACGGUGGUACGAAGAGCAAAACACCUUAUCGAGCUGGCGCAAACCAGGAGAUCGAGGCUCAAAUGACAGUUAAGAUAGGAUUGAGAUCGGUGAAUAUUACGCUGAAAGCUGAUCCAGAAGAAGGCACACUGCUUGCAAAGGAAACAAUUGAUUAUAAUGAAAGAUUUCCAUGGACAUGGGACCAAGGCAGAAUCGGUUUUGGACCUUAUGCCGGACUGCUGCAAAGGACCUUCCGCGAAGGACAAAGAAAGGGUUUGCCUAUUCCCAUUUUAUGGAUUGCCGAGUAUUUUGUUAUUGAUGGAGAAGGUAUUCGAUUCGGGAGAUUUUAUCGAACUGCCGGGUGGUACUGUCACAUCUUACUGUGGACCGCCUUCGCAUGCUGGAUAUUAGCUAACAUAUUCCUGCAGUCUGUGAGCCGGUACGUCGCCUAUUUAACCGGCUUGAUAGGCGGCUUGCAAUUAUUAACUUGUCUAAUAUGGGUCUGUGUACAUAAUCCAAUCCCACUUGUAAUUCCUUUCGAAGACGGUGUCAUUAAAAUGACAUUAGGUCUGCAUUUCUGGAUGACUUUCGGAUGCGGUUUGUUUUGUGUUCUUCUGGCGAUUAUAAUGAUAUUUAUGGACUUGCGUUAUCCAAAUACAUUAUCUACAUUUUUGGAAAUAGAUCCACUUGGUCAAUACGAUGAAUGCAUAAUGCGAAGCUGUCAAAUGGACGAUAUACUGCGUAAAAAAGUACACAUAGAUGAUUCGAUGGAAAUGACUUCGACUUCUACCUUUUCGCAAGAUAGAAACGCAGGAAUGAUGGUAUUAAAGAGGAGAUCGACCAUAAAAAACGCGCAAAAAUCGCUCUUCCGUGCACCAGUUCCCGUGAAAAUGGAAAUCUACGAUGACGUGGCCGUUUAUGAGAACCAGAACAUAGCAGGAUCAUCUAAAAGCGCGUCUAAAAUGGAAAUGAUCGACGAGCAGAACAAAAUCAAGCCGCCGCCUAUUCCAAAAAAGAAGAUAGUAAAAGUCGAUCCCUGAAACGAUAGCCUAUCGAUCCUAAACGAUAUUUCUAUCAAUGUGAGUUAAAAAUCAACAUGAAUAAAUUAAUAUUUUGAAAGAAGAA
This is a messenger RNA of Camponotus floridanus (Florida carpenter ant), 1542 nucleotides long. RefSeq names its product dual oxidase maturation factor 1. Gene Ontology annotation, biological process: protein transport. The transcript has 10 exons. Gene Ontology annotation, cellular component: endoplasmic reticulum membrane. The record is from RefSeq and is a predicted model, not a curated record. The coding region runs from base 198 to 1457 and encodes 419 amino acids. Lineage: Eukaryota; Metazoa; Arthropoda; Insecta; Hymenoptera; Formicidae.